GGGAGAAUUGUGGGUCAUCAAUGGAGAGACGAAGGAAAGAACGUCAUCUGUUUGUAAUGACUAGCGACCUAAUUUAACUCAUCAUUUUGCCAAAAAUACAGCCAUUCUCACAGCUAAUGAACCUCUAAACCAUAACACUUCAAAGAGUUAUUGGUGUGGUGUCAAAAAUGUACGAACAACUCCCUGUUCGGAACCGGGAACUGUUUAAGGGAGAAUUGGUCGUGUAGAAGCUAAACCUUGAUUGCAUUAGCUUGCCCGCUAGCUAUAACAUUAGUUCUGGUUGGCGAGCUCAUGUAAAGGUAUCUUCAUCUACUUGCACGAAUAUAACACAUCCAGUUGAAGUUGUGAAAAUACCUCCGGUGGCCAGGGGAGAGGGAAGAUAUAACUUCAUCCUGAAAACGUAAACGCGGCACCCUGAGCCAAUGGGGGCGUUCCUGGACAAGCCGAAGACGGAGAAGCACAACGCGCAUGGCGAGGGCAACGGCCUGCGCUUCGGCCUGAGCAGCAUGCAGGGCUGGCGGGUAGAGAUGGAGGACGCGCACACGGCCGCCCUGGGCCUGCCCCACGGCCUGGACGACUGGUCCUUCUUCGGCGUCUACGACGGGCACGCGGGCUCGCGCGUCGCCAACUACUGCGCCAAGCACAUCCUGGAACACAUCGUGACGGGCGCCGGAGGGGCCGAGGAGCUGCGCAGGGCCGGGGGAGGUCCGACGCCAACGUCCUCCGGCGGACCCCCAGCCGCGCCGCCUGAGCCGGCCUCGAUCGACGCGGUGAAGAACGGCAUCCGGGCGGGCUUCCUGGCGAUCGACGAGCACAUGCGCAGCUUCACCGAUCUGCGCAACGGCAUGGACCGCAGCGGCUCGACGGCGGUCGGCGUGCUAGUCUCGCCCGCGCACCUCUACUUCAUCAACUGCGGCGACUCGCGAGCUCUGCUCUGCCGCCGCGGGCGCGUCUGCUUCUCUACGCUCGACCACAAGCCGUACAACCCGCAUGAGAAAGAGCGCAUCCAGAACGCCGGCGGCUCCGUCAUGAUCCAGCGGGUCAACGGCUCGCUGGCCGUCUCGCGCGCCCUCGGCGACUACGACUACAAGUGCGUGGACGGCAAGGGCCCCACGGAACAGCUGGUGUCCCCCGAGCCCGAGGUGUUUGAGAUCGCGCGCGCCCCGGAGGACGAGUUUGUGGUGCUCGCCUGCGACGGGAUCUGGGAUGUCAUGAGCAACGAGGAACUGUGCGAGUUUGUGCGCUCACGCCUUGAGGUCACCGCCGACCUGGAGCGUGUGUGUAACGAGCUGUUGGACACCUGCCUGCAGAAGGGCAGUAGGGACAACAUGAGCGUUGUUCUUGUGUGUUUACCCAACUCACCCAAAGUGUCAGAUGCGGCUGUGAGGAGAGACGCCGAGCUGGACAAGCUUCUGGAGUCUCGUGUGGAAGAGAUUAUUGAGAAGGCGGGAGAGGAGGGCAUUCCCGAUCUGGGGCAUGUCAUGAGAAUUCUCUACUUAGAAAAUAUUCCCAACCUCCCACCAGGGGGAGGCCUCGCCAGCAAACACGGUGUUAUUGAAGCAGUGUACACUCGGCUGAAUCCGCACAGGGAAGAGGACGGGAAUGGAGCAGACCUGGAGGACCCCUGGUAGCUGUCCAGAGUGAUUACCUGUCUCCCUCCCCCCACCCCCAGGACUUCUUUUUACAGAAGACAUCUUUGCCUCACCUUCUGUCUUGUUUUCUGUUUUUUAUGAUACCAAGAGAUCAAUUGGACCAGAUAUAAAACAUUCAACAUUUUUUGUUAUUCUUUUUCUUUGAAACACAACACACAAUCCAAAGGAUUGCAACACUUUGGGAAUCCCAAUCCCAAAGGAACUUUGGUGUUUUUUGAAAACUCUUGUUCGUGAAUAAGAAAACACACACACACACACACACACACACACAGAUACACACAGAUACACACACACACAGAUACACAUAGCACACCAUAGGAAGACAGUAAAAUCCUUUUUUUACUGCAGUUUUUUUCUGUUGUAAUUGUUCUCCUCCCGUGGUUACUGUUGCUGUUGGUUUUCUGUUGUUUUUGAAUAUUGAUGAUGAUGAGGAUGAUUAUGAUGAGGACAUUUGUGAUAAAAAUGAUCGUAUAGACACUGGGCCUGAUGCAAGCUGUCUGUGGUGCCUUCUCUAUAAUGACUGGGUUGAGCCAACCAAUUGGGGCCAUGCCCCUUUGCCCCCUAAAAUACGUGGUUUGGACGGGGGGGGUGGGGUGUCUCCUCCUAGUAUACCCUCCAACCACCACCACCACCCAUCCCCACCAGGGUUGUGGAUUUAGGUGGAGGCUUGGACUGACCCCCACACCACCCUGCCAGCCUCACUCCUGGAAUCACAUGGGCUUGCGAGUGAGUGACGGGCGUUGCGUUGUGUGCGUUGGUGAAUAUGACUGGCAGAAUUUAACUUGCCAUGUUUGGGGUUGAUUACUGCGUGCUGUGAUUUGCGCCCCCCCCCCCCCCCCCCCCCCCCCCCACACACACACACACACACACAUUCACCCCCUACCCCCAGUGCACCCCCUCCCCACCCCACCCGUAACAGACAUUUAAAAAAAGAGAAGUGAACUUUUUGGUUUGUUUUUUUUUUCCACCCGCAUACACACUGCCUCAGCUUGCUAAGGUUUCACGGCCUCUUUUCCUCCUUGUGUGUGUCAUUAAGCUUUUUAAUCCUGCUGGUUAAGAGAAUAUAGAACAUAUGAAUUUAUAUAUAUAUAUAUAUAUAUAUGUAUGUAU
Molecule: messenger RNA, 2762 nt
Organism: Alosa sapidissima (American shad)
Lineage: Eukaryota; Metazoa; Chordata; Actinopteri; Clupeiformes; Clupeidae
Gene: ppm1ba
Product: protein phosphatase, Mg2+/Mn2+ dependent, 1Ba
Exons: 6
Coding region: 423-1631 (402 amino acids)
Biological process (GO): positive regulation of canonical NF-kappaB signal transduction; protein dephosphorylation; negative regulation of canonical NF-kappaB signal transduction
Cellular component (GO): cytosol; nucleus
Molecular function (GO): protein serine/threonine phosphatase activity; magnesium ion binding; manganese ion binding
Source: RefSeq, a predicted model, not a curated record